Molecule: messenger RNA, 1554 nt
Organism: Penicillium roqueforti
Lineage: Eukaryota; Fungi; Ascomycota; Eurotiomycetes; Eurotiales; Aspergillaceae
Product: transferase family protein
Exons: 1
Coding region: 1-1554 (517 amino acids)
Molecular function (GO): acyltransferase activity, transferring groups other than amino-acyl groups
Source: RefSeq, a predicted model, not a curated record
AUGACCACCAUCGAGUCCACAAGGUUGCGACCAGCCAGCCAGCUAACACCGACAUCAACACCCUUGUCCAUCCUUGACGCAACAGUCGUGCGCUUUGCUCCAACAGGAGCAAUCUGGAUUUUUAACCAAUCUGCAGACCUAGAUCAGAAGACCCUGGUUGACCGCUUGCGAACUUCCUUCAUUGAAACCCUUUCAAAAUUCCCUCAAUGGGCAGGCCAACUCCAAUGGGCACCCGUCAACCCCAAAGGAGACCACACAGAACGUUUCAAUCGUCCAUUGAUUGUAUACGGGACUGAUACCGACCCAGGUGUCGAAUGGACAGUAAUUGAGCGCCCCUUCCGAGCAGACGAAAUCGUCCCCACAGCGGGGGAACGGGCUUCAUCGACCACCGGCUCUCAACCCGGAGUAUGGGUAGGCGAUGACUUCGACGAAAGACUUUUCAUAUCAUCCAACCCACUGGCAUUGGCCAACCUGCGCGACUAUGCCGGUCUGCCAGGGAUGCAAGUCCAAAUCACUCUCCUCCAGGAAGGAGGCUACGUGAUCGGAAUCAAAAUGGCGCACUGUCUAGCGGACGCACAGACUUUAAUGGUAUUCGUGCAUCUAUGGGCGCAUAACAGCAAAAAGCAAUUUGGAAAUCAGCCCGAAUCUCCGCUAAUGGGCGAGCCCGUAUUCGAUCCGACGUUGCUAGACAACUGCGCCGCGGGCGAUAUUGAUAGCCCCGAGCCAGAUCGAACCCUCGUACACACCGCGCGCAAAUUGCCCUUGCAUCGGUAUAGCUGGUGGGAUACCAGCGACGAGGGCUACCCGGCAUUUUUGAUACCAACGACAGAGAACUCCAAACCCGCAGAAAUCGACUACAAACAAGUCUCGCCCUCCGAGCCAGCACCCUGGGGCUCGUGGGAUUUCUCCAAAGAAGUCAGGUACACACAGUUGCACUUUACAGGUGCGGAGCUAAGCAAAUUCCAAGCCGCAGCCCUCGACACAGGCAGUCGAGGUGACAUCUCUCGACUGGACGCUCUACUCGCGCACCUGUGGAUAGCCAUUACACGAGCACGCGGACAAGCCAACUCGUCAAGACCCAUAUACAUGGAUUUGAGCCUCGGCACACGGCCGCGUGUUUCCCCCGCUCUUCCUGAUACGUUCAUCGGAUCGCCGUUGUUCCUGACCCAUGUUGGUGGAACCGCUUCCUCGAUAUGUCAGGAAAUAUUAGGCGAGACGGCUAGUCGGAUCCGAGAGACCAUGAAGCGGUUUACGGCUGAUGCUGUGGGUGCGAUGUUGCAUGAUGCUGCGCACGAGGUGUCGCCCCAGCGGCUGUGGCAGGGGUUUUUGGGGCCUGAGCAUACGCUUGUUACGUCGUGGUUGCGGCUGCAGGUGUAUGAGGUUGACUUUGUGGGUGGGGAUAAGCCACGUUAUGUGCACGCUGUUAUGCCUAAGAUGGACGGGUGUCUUCAGGUGAUGGAUAGUGGGGUUCAUGAUGGCGGGGUGGAUGUUGCGCUCUAUCUUGACGCGGUGGCUACGGGGCGGUUGCUUGAUGGUGACUGCUUUCGAGUAUGA